CGCCCCGGAAGUGGCCGUCAGCUGCUACGCCGCAUCCCCACCCCACCCUCAAUCGGUCCCCUUUCAUCCCUCCCUGAGCAGCUGCGUCGGGCGAACGUCAGUUCAGCGGGAGUGAUCGAGGGGUAAAGAGUUAGACGUGAUAGCGAAGCAGCUCGUGGCAAGACGACGAAGACGACGAAGUGGAGAGGAAUUUGCGUUCCCCGUCGAGGGUCAGGACGAGCAUGAGGUCCGCGUCGGCGCUGCUCCUGGUAGCAGCUUUCGUCCUUGCCGAGGGCUCGAUUCGCGUGAAGCGUCAAGAGGACAAGAAGGAGGAGAGCUUCGAGAACGAGAUCUGCAAGGACAAGGAUGCGGGAGAGUGGUUCAGACUGGUCGCCGGCGAGGGCGACAAUUGCCGCGACGUGAUUCAGUGCACGAGUUCCGGUCUGCAGGCGAUCAGAUGUCCGGCCGGCUUGUACUUUGACAUCGACAAGCAGACUUGCGACUGGAAGGACUCGGUGAACAACUGCAAACUGAAGAACAAAGAGCGGAAGGCCAAGCCCCUGCUCUACACCGAGGAGCCGCUUUGUCAGGAUGGCUUCCUCGCCUGCGGGGACGGGUCUUGCAUCGAGAGAGGUCUCUUCUGUAACGGCGAGAAAGACUGCACCGACGGCUCCGACGAGAACAUUUGCGACAUGGACAACGAUCCCAACAGAGCCCCACCUUGCGACCCGGCCGUGUGCGUUCUUCCCGACUGCUUCUGCUCGGAGGACGGCACCACGAUACCUGGCGAUCUACCGGGCAAAGACGUGCCGCAGAUGGUGACGAUAACCUUCGACGACGCGAUCAACAACAAUAACAUUGGCCUCUACAAGGAGAUCUUCAACGGCAAGCGCAAGAACCCGAACGGUUGCGACAUCAAGGCCACCUUCUUCGUGUCCCACAAAUACACCAACUACUCCGCGGUCCAAGAGAUGCACAGGAAGGGCCACGAGAUCGCCGUCCAUUCUAUCUCGGUAAGGCACAAUGACGACGAGCGCUUCUGGUCGGACGCGACCGUCGACGACUGGGCGAAGGAGAUGGCCGGCAUGAGAAUCAUCGCCGAGAAGUUCGCCAAUCUGACGGACAACAGCGUGGUGGGUGUGAGAGCGCCGUACUUGCGGGUCGGCGGUAACAAUCAGUUCACCAUGAUGGAGGAACAGGCUUUCCUCUACGACUCCACCAUCACCGCGGCCUUGAACAACCCUCCCCUCUGGCCGUACACCAUGUACUUCAGGAUGCCGCACCGUUGCCACGGGAAUCUGCAGCAUUGCCCCACCAGGUCGCACGCUGUUUGGGAAAUGGUGAUGAACGAGCUGGACCGACGCGAGGAUCCUCAGAACGACGAGUACUUGCCGGGAUGCGCGAUGGUGGACUCCUGCAGCAACAUCCUGACCGGCGACCAGUUCUACAACUUCCUCAACCACAACUUCGACCGUCACUACGAGCAGAACCGUGCGCCCCUCGGUCUUUACUUCCACGCCGCCUGGCUGAAGAACAAUCCCGAGUUUUUGGACGCCUUCCUCUACUGGAUCGACGAGAUCCUGCAGAAUCACAGCGACGUCUACUUCGUGACGAUGACUCAGGUGAUCCAGUGGAUCCAGAAUCCGCGCACCAUCACCGAGUCGAAGAACUUCGAGCCGUGGAGGGAGAAGUGCUCGGUGGAGGGUCCGCCUGCCUGCUGGGUGCCUCACACCUGCAAGCUGACCUCGAAGGAGGUACCUGGAGAGACCAUCAAUCUCCAGACUUGCGUGCGCUGUCCCAACAAUUACCCGUGGGUGAACGAUCCGACCGGUGACGGCUUCUUCUAAGUUGCCGAUCCUCCUUCUCGUCUAAGUCAAGUCCCUCCUUCUCCUUCCUUCUCGACCCUCCCGAUCCUCUCCUUCAUCAGACCUCGGCCGGACCUAAAUGACGUCGGUCGAAGGCGCGUCGCGAGUUUUCCAACACAUCGCCGGAUUUCGUCGACCGACGCAUCAGCCGAGUACCCUCGAGGCCUUCGAGAGCAACGGAGAUUACGGCGACGAGGCACACGGGAGAAGAGAGGGGCAAGGUCGUCGUUGGUCCGUUAGACUCCGGUGACCGCACUAGUUGUCAAUAUUUCUCCUGUUUUAUUGUUGAGAGCGACGUAUCUGUGAUGAUUAGUUUCGUUUGUUCGGUUAGCAGACCGCAGAGUCUAAUGGGCUAAGGUCGAACGGUAGCGAAGCCUUCUAUCCGCUUCGCGCAUGUUUCCCCUGCACAGACGUCUUCCUCUUCGCCCAGAGUCAAAAAGAAGUAGCAAAAUUCGGACAGCCACCGGGUUGUUCCUGAGUACUCACGGAAAUCGCGACUUUUCUCCGCGCGUGUCUCGUCGUCGACUCGUCCGUUAGUUCAAAGUUCACGUUCAUCAGAUACCCGAUAAUCUGUGAUAGACACCCGAGUCCUCGAGGCGGCCGCGUUGGUCGACGGCGACGACAACGACGACGAUGACGAUGACGACGAGAGCCGCGCAUUCCACUCGAAUCGGCAAAUGCGAAGCAAAAUGUCGCGCCCCACCCGAACCCAGGAGGAGAAAUCGCGGAUCCCCUGAUGGCGGCCGGCGAUCCGCGAGUGUGGGAUUCCACGUGUAAUAUAUAACCGUGUCUCCCUCGCUCUUGCAUCUCCCAUUCCCCGUCCACGCGCGAAUCGGCGAGUGCGCCCUCCUCCCGUCCCGAUCCACCAAGACCGCCAAAUCAAUUGUUCCCCGAUUCGAGGUGCGCCCUUAUUUUUUUUAAGGGUCCGCCGACUCUAUAUAAAUAUAUAAAUUUAUAUAUAUAUAUAUAAAUGAAAAUGAAAUAUUGUAUAUGUAUAUUUGUAAAAGUAAGCGAUAUUGCCGAUGAUAGCGUGUUCGACGAACCUUUGAAUAAAAGAUUCAGAGAAA
Molecule: messenger RNA, 2911 nt
Organism: Dinoponera quadriceps
Lineage: Eukaryota; Metazoa; Arthropoda; Insecta; Hymenoptera; Formicidae
Gene: serp
Exons: 5
Coding region: 222-1826 (534 amino acids)
Biological process (GO): carbohydrate metabolic process
Cellular component (GO): extracellular region
Molecular function (GO): hydrolase activity, acting on carbon-nitrogen (but not peptide) bonds; chitin binding; protein binding
Source: RefSeq, a predicted model, not a curated record